AUGAUCGGCACUAGCGACUAUGUACCAAACGAAGAAUGGAGUUUGGUCGCGACUUCUGUUUUGCAAAAUAUCUUGUCUGCAGCUGUUCGAGACGAAGUCCAUUAUGUUUGCUGCCCAAACAACUACACACUCUUGAACUUUACCCUAUAUCUGAGACGUCGACCACUUUUCUACCUCGUCAACCUUGUUAUCCCAACCUUCAUCAUAACCCUGAUCGCCAUUACUGGAUUUUUCACUACAAGUGUCCAAAAAUUCGGUUUACUUGGCGAACGUCUACCACGGAGAGCUGUGAAAUUGACGAAAUUCUUCAGCUACAUCUCGUUAACGCGGGUACCACCACAUCUAGGACCAAAGAUCGGCUCGAAAAACAAACACAAGAAGGUUGAGGAGCGUACAAGCACAAUAGCACAAUUUGCCAAAUACAUAUUUACAGCCGGAACGGAAAUGAUUCUGCUGCCAACGCACCGUUUUCAAAUGCACCAUGCAGCGAGACGUCAUCACAGUGAGUGGCGACCGCGGAAGCGCCUUCACUCGUUCAGCGAUAUGAGCUUCGAUGAGAGGUCAACACGACACUUGGCAAAAGUGGAGUAUGACUGGUUGGCGACAGUCCAUCGAGGCGUGCCGUUUCCUGCUCUUUUCUUGGCCGCCUUUCUUUUUGUGUCAUUGCUGCAAGAUUAUCAGGUGUUGGAUUUCCUGCACUGCCUAUCUCUUGAGCCAUCCUCCGUGACGAGGCAAUGCUGUACCCCCGGACCAUCAAAUCCCAGCCCUGUGAGGGCGUUCGGUUUGAUCCCGUCCCUGGCAAGCGUGGCGCAGUAG
Molecule: messenger RNA, 816 nt
Organism: Ostertagia ostertagi
Lineage: Eukaryota; Metazoa; Nematoda; Chromadorea; Rhabditida; Trichostrongylidae
Source: the annotation of a GenBank genome assembly